CAAAAGGAUAUUCUGUAGUUAGUUGAAAAUUGCUCCUUUUGCAUGGAGACCAAAUACGAGAAUAUGUAGAUUAUUGCGUGAUUUUUUCAAUUAUGAAGACUAAAUGAGUCCAUUGUAUGAACUGGUGUUGUGAAUGUAAUAGUUGCAUUAGUGAAAAGUGCUUUUAUUAAGUGAAUUAUUAAGUUCCGUGGUGAUUGGUACGCAACAGAGAUUCAUUGAUAGAAGGGCUGGAAACUUCCUUUUUUCCACAGCUUUCACAAAUUUUCUAGCACUCCACCCGACAGGACGUAAUUUUCGUAACUUCCAAUGUCUCGCCGUUCAGAGGAUUGAGAGUAGUGAGUGAGGAAGAAUUAGUUCUGCUCGACCCGAUCGGUGGGUUGGAUUGAUUUUAUUAAACGUCGAACCCAGAAGACCGAAAAUAGAAAAGGUCUGCAGCCCAAGCAGAGCAUUCCGAGUGCGCGUUGUGAUGGAGUGCAGUGAAGUGUAAGGUGUAAGAAAGUGACCCGAGAAGAUAAGUCACUGAAGCGAAAAUCAGUGAUAAAAUCAGUUUAACGGCGGAUACCGGACCACGGAAAACGAGGGUCCAAGUGGUGGAUUAUGACUUCGUUCUCUGCCCUCGACGCUAGCAACCCGGCGGAAGUAUUUUACUCGACAUAUGAACCGACGAAGGAAGAAAUUCUUGAGUAUGCAGUGAAGAUAGGAAUCGAUCCAGAGAACGAAACCAAUUUGAUUUACUUAGCCCGGCAAGGAUUGCUGCAUCCGUUGCCGGAAAAUUGGAAGCCUUGCUACAGCAAGCAGGUGAAGGCGUACUACUACUACGACCGGUACACCCGCAAAUCCCAGUGGGAGCAUCCGAUUGACGUGCUGUACCGCCAGAAGGUGGUGGAUGCGCGCAAGGCGCUCUCUCUUGAUCGAUCAGACUCGACAUCGCUAGCGGAUUCGGGCUUCCGCAGCCUGAAAUCGGCCACCAGCAACAACAGCAACAACAGCAGUGGUAGCGGAAGUGGUGGUAGUGGCGGAAGUGGAUGCGAUAAGUGCGAGAUUGGUUCUCCGUUGCCGGCCGGAGGAACAAGUGCAGCUGAAGUUGAUGAUUGUGGAGUGGGAGAAGUUGUGGUGGACUCGCAGAAAUUUGAUCAACAAAAGCAACAACAGGGGCAGCAAAAUUUUGUUGACGAACAAACGGGAUCCGGAUCGGGAUCAGUGGAAUCCGAUCGAGAAGAAAGCGUGAAAGAGGCUACUGACGUGAGGAAGGAGGAGUCCGAAAACGAUAGGGAAAUUGAGGUGGAAGAAAUUGAUGUUGAGGAAGAGGCAGGAAUCGAGGCAGAAGAAAGUGACGAUUCAAACAAGGAGAAUAAUAGCCAAAGGUUAACGAGUGGCCGAUUGGAACCGAUGGUUGCGAGUACGAUGGCAGUGCCGUCGAAGAUAUCGUUCAAUUUGGGCUCCAGUAUGAGAGACCGAUCGGAGAACAGCACCUCGCGAGGAUCAUUCCAGGGUUUUACAAUCACAGGCACGGGUUCACAGUUUUUGAAAUCCGCCAAAAAACCUGAAUUUGAAAGCUUUGAGUUCGGGAAGAAGGAAGAGGUCAAGGGUAUUUUAAGGGACUCCAGUCUAACGUAUAUAAGAAACAAAGGAACUCCAAAUGAGGAUUCUUCGGAUGAAAGGAAGAGUGUACGAUUCGAUAUCGAUUUGAAUGCCGAACUGAAAGCUAAUAAACUCGAAGGGGUUCGGGAUGACUCAUUGAUUAACUUCGAAGAGCUAGCGGAAGGUUACGAUAAUGAUGCCGAAGAGGAGGAAGAGGAGGACGAGGGAGAAGGUGAAGAGGAAGUGGUAGAGGGUUCCGAGAAGAAAUCCUCAUCAUCGACGGAGACAUCCGAGGAAGAUUCUGAUGCGAGUGAGGAAAUUGAUAGCAAGGCGGAAGUGGUUAAGGAAACCACAAUGCGAAGAUUCUCAGUUGAGAGGGUUAGUGAUGAUUCGAUUCGGCAACUUAAAGAUUCCAUUGCCGAUGAGAAAAUGAGAUAUAAGACUAAGCUGGAGGAUGAGUUGAAGAAUCUUAGAAUAUUAGAGGAAGCCAAUGUUCAGAACGAACUGGCGAAGGAAAGGAACCUAUUCGAGGAGCAAUUGACAGUUGAAAGAGAAAAAAUUAAGGAGCAACAUGAAAAAAAUAUUGCAGAAAUCAAGGAGUUCUACCAAGUAAAACUUAAUGAGAUGAAGGCUGAUUAUGAGGAAGAAAACGAAAAGGAGUAUAGAGUAUACAGGGAGACAUUGCAGGAGGAGUUCGACAGACGUGUGAAAGAAGUGACGGAUGAACAUAGGGCGACAAUGGCAACUUUACAAAAGAAUCACGAUGAGAUCGUGGAAGAGCUGGAACGUGAUUUGAAAAUGGAAGAAGAAUUGAUCAAAAAAGAGCAUGCCACAAAUUCGACUGAAAUGAAAAUAAAAUUGGCACACGAGUUGGAUGUUGAAAGGCAGCGUAUGAGGGAAACUGGCGAGGAUCGUCUGUACGAGAAGAUUCGAUGUGAGAAGCGACUUCUGGAGGACAAGUACAAAUGUUUGAAAGAGAAAUACACCCGACUGAAAACAGAUGUGAGGAUUUCACUCGAGCGACGCAAAAAACGUCGUGAACAGCAGCAGCAAAGUUUGCUGAGCAACAGUUAUGAAACGGAUGACCGAACCCAUUCGAGGCCAACGCCACAGUAUCACUACGAGAGUAAAACCAACACGGCUGGACCGCCCUCGGUUAUGAUGAAUUCAGAGAAGUCCUCCAUAAGCACACCGCCUCCGUCAGCUGCAUCGAAGCGUUUCCUCGCGAAGGGUAACUAUUUGCUGGAGAACAAAAACAAACUUUUACACUUCAACGGAAAUAAUCAUCAACAGGUGGUAGCUGCUUCUGCACCAGCGGAACCCCGCAAACCUUUCAUUCUGAAUAACAACCGCCUCCAGAAUGCUGAGGAUACCAGUCACAGUGAGGCAACAUACUCCAAGAACUACUUCCAAAUCCGUAACAUAUUCGCGAACAUUCGCGAUGAGAAUUUUAGUUCCGAUUCGGAGUUUGAUAAAAACCACGACAAGAACAGUGUUCCCAUGUCGCGCCAAAAGAGGAAACUCUUCACCAAAACUAAAUCCGCUUCCACAUCAAAGCUUAAUUCCUCGAAGCAUGACCGCGAGCGUCCUUGUACUCCGGUUGAGAAUCUGAGGAUUCAACUAAAAAAAUUGGAGGAGCUCGAAGAUCAAAUCCCCGAAUGUAACAUCGAUACGCCUUACCACUUGCGGUAUCCGUUUAGUGAUCUCGAGAACAAUGGGGGAAGCACCGAGUUGGACUUCUUCAAGCAUCGCAUCCUCCUCGAGCGGGACUCGGUGGUACGUGCCAAGGAAUCGUUGCGUGCGCAGAAGAAUCUCUUCAAAUCCAAACAGCGGGACAUCUCGAUCAAACAUACGAUGAAGAACAAACAUACGAUGGAUCAGAUUUUUAAUGAGGAGAAAGAGUUGACCGAAAUGGAGGUAUCGCUCCAUCGUACAAGGGCACUGCUGGGAGAGAAGGUGAUUCGAUUGCGUCAUCUCGAACGCUCGCUGCAAAAGCUGUCCGAAAAGGAACGCCCAGCGCUGCCGGAGAAUAUUCCAAUAAACAUGAAACCCAAAGAAACACUGAGUGACCUUUCAUCUUAUUCGAGUUCCGGUUUCAGUAGCACUGAUGUGCCCACAGAACACGGCAACAUGCGUCAUCCAUUCAGUGCGAACGAGUCAGCUGAAACGUUAAAGUGUUUGGAGCAUCUGUACAGCGAGAUUCAAGACAUCUGGAAUAUCCUGAAUCCGCAACAUCAAGCCAGCAGCUACGAGGAGCUAGAUUAUUUGAACAAUCCUUCACAGCACUUCUGCGAUAUCGUGAUGUCACCCAAACCAGGAACACCGAAUGCUGCCCCCCAUCAGAUGCAACAACAUCAGCUACAUCAGCAUCAGUACACUGCGAAUCUGCUUGAGAAGACGCGCGAUCUCAAGAAUUGGCUGCGACAGGCAAAGUCUGAGCAUGAACACCUCAAGAAGAAGUCAUUUGGGUAAGGUUAUUGUCGUUUCCACUGAUUCAAGAUGCACCCGAGCCCAGGUCCCACAUGAUUCUUUCGUAGUUCUCUAAUUGAUACUAUCUUUUCUCGGACUGAGAUGAAAACUGGACAUUCAUAGUGAUGCCUAGGAUCAACGUAAAAACCAUUAUCCUGAAAGUUUGGCCUUUUUUUCUUCAUUUGUUUUUUUUUGUAUUUUUCAUUGUUGAGAUUCCGCUGCCUUGAACCCCUGAGUCUUUCUCUACUGCGAUAUUUUAAUGGAUUCAAAUCCUGUGAAAUUUUCUACUGUAUAUUUCGUGUCCUAUUGGCCUCUGACGACAUCGAUAAUGGAACUCAAUACACGAGAUCAAGUCAUGUGAUCACCAGGUUUUAGAGCGGGUGGCAGCUAAAAUUUUGGAAUUUGUUUCCAAAGCUGCCAAAAAAAAAAAAGACAAACAUACUUGAAUAAGAUCUGAUUGAUUGGAAUUGAACAUACAUUGCCUAUCGUUGAAAAAAAGUGAUUAUUUUUAAACGAACCGUAAUCGGCGGUCCGGCGGAUGAUGUUUUUGUUGAAGCGAGAUCAAAAUUUUCUUGUAGCAUUCGUUCUGCUACAGUAGUCAAGCCAGAGGGCUUGAACCAUGGCUUAGAAAUACCUCUCACGGAAAUGAUAAGUACAGCAUCUUGAAAUCAAACUUAUGUUUAAACAUAUAUUUUAUGUUCGAAGAUGCAGUAGAGCUAUCCAUGGCAUAGGAUCGAUUGUUUCCGGGAAUGAGCGUUUUCGAACGAGGGAAGUAACCAUUUUUCGGUUUUUUUAUCAAUCAGCCUAAUUGGGAUUUGUGUUUCAGUGUAUUCCGGGGCUCUUAUCUUCAUGUCUUGUCUUAUUGUGACUUUUCUCAAUGUUUAGCAGAUGUACUGGUGAGACCAGUUGAACUUUUUUUUGCGAAAUUCCGUUGGCUCAGUGAAUUUAUUGUUGUUGAAGGCACGAGAAAGAGAACGAAGUCCUUUUGCGUCCCUAAGUUUGCCUGGUCUUACACUACCAUGCUUGCGAGUAGUUGUUGGGGACCUUAGGAAAUGGUAAACAGUCAAGGCCGUAAUAUUUUCGCAUUUAGAAACAUUUCUUUCUUCGACAGCAUUUUGAGCAAAUCUGAACAAACACAAACAAAACAAAAAAUACUAGUGGAAAGAGGAGAGAGAGUUUACACAUACACAUUCUCAUUUCUCUCAGAACUCGUUUGUUGUUGAGCAUAGAGGCCUCGGAAAAAUUCCAAAAUUUUAGUUGCUACCCGUUAUUGCGUACAUAUAGUGAGGAAAAUUCGUUUAAACGCAAGCUAAUUUUUGUUGGAAGUCCUAAGACAAGCGAUCAUAAAUUUGUCUUCACAACUAUAUUCGAUUGGUCGUGGGGUGUAUAGUUUUGACUAGUGAUGAAACGGAUAGUAGUUUGGACGGAUACAGGAUAUCCGACAAGCUUCUAAGCUCCAAUUAUAAUAGGUAUCACUAUGAAAAAAAAUAUUACAAUGGGCAGUUACAAUUACCUUAUAAAUUUGAUCAUUACCAAUAAAUAUUCCUGGUUGUCUUAGUAUAGAGGGUACACAUUACCACAAAUCAAAUUAAACGAAGAAAAAGAGACGAAGCUGAAUAAAACCUUACACGUGAAGCUCACGACACCUUUCGGGAUUUUUUUUUCAAAAAGAUAGUCAGCGUCACGUUCAGUAAAAAAUCCCAUUGCUAAUAAAAUCAACUGUAUAUUUCAAAUUAAUCGCAACAACGUUUCUUACGUUUGGUGGUCAUUAAACUCUAAGUAGUACCCCCAAUUGACAAGGUUUACUAGAGUUUAUCAUUCAGCUCCUUGCAGUAGUGUUUACAGUGAACGACUGUUCUCUGAAGCCUGAUGUACGAAGCGAAGUGUAAUCGGUCGGUUAAGAAAAUCAUUAUAAAAGUCAUAGUCUUGAUGGAUUAAUGCUAUGAGUGAAUAUUAAUUUAAUUUUGAAAAAAAAUCUGACAAAUCAUUGUGUUAAUGAGUAAUUAUUGAUUUUUUAUCAAUAUCCGGUAUACGGCUGAAUAGUAGUUCACUAUCCGGUAUCCGGCCGGAUAGUUACCGGAUAUCCGUUUCAUCUCUAGUUUAGACCUACAAUAAUUUAAUUUGAAAACUUUGUACACCUUUAAUAGGGGGCAAAAUAUCAUUUUGAGGAGUGAAAUUCGUUUGAACGCACACAAUUGAAUCUAAGCGACUGACGCACCUAUGACACCAAAAACCUUGGCAAUCUGUCAUUUCAAUUUUGUUGUUGUGUUAGUACGCAAAACAUUUGUUGGUGCUGGCAAUUUGUUGAUCUGAAGUGAAAAAUGCCGAAAAAAAGAUAUUUGAGUGAAUCAGAACAAAGAGUUGUUCGUGAACUGAAAAACUGGUAUGAGUAACCGGGAAAUAGGAAGGAGAAUGAACAGAUCUGAAACAUCGAUUCGAAAUGUGCUGAAGAAAGGUGAAAUAUAUGACGUUAAGAAGAAAGAAUACCAAAAUAAGCAAUCCUGACAGGAAUCGAAUUCUGGAGCUGCCCAGAACUGGAAAGUUCAAUGCAUCGAAAAUAAAGAAGGAACUUGCAUUCUCGAUUACCAAGAAGCGAAUUUUACUCCAGCACAUGGCAGGGCGAAAUGAAAGAGGUACCGUUGUAUUUUAGGAUGAAAAGAAGUUCCAUGGUACCAUUUACCAAAGAUUAUAUGCUUGAAGAUUUCAGUUUUGAGCAAGACAAUGCAGCUAUCCAUGUCAGUAAGAGAAGUAUGCAAUGGUUUUAGGAGCAUCAUCACGUGCUGACGUGCCGGCCAGUCUAAGACAUCAAGAUCUUAGACUGGCCAGCACGUAGUCCAGACCUCAAUCCAAUUGAGAACCUUUGAAGAAUUCAUGCACGACGUGUGCACAGCGGUGGAAGUCAGUAUGGAACAGUUCGGAAAACUAGAAGCUUCUCUCCUGGAGGUCCAUCGCUGCAGCAAUGCUUGAAAAUCUCGUUAAUUCCAUGCCGAACAGAAUUUUCGAAACUAUUCGCAAAAACGGCAAGCAAACUAAAUAUUGACUAUUGUUUUUCCUUUAAAUGUUAAUUAUUCAUUGUUUUCAUUAAUAAAAACUAUAGUGCGUUCAAACGAAUUUCCUCUCUCAAAACCUAUUUUUAUUUCUUAUUCAGCCAAAUCAGAACGUAGAAUUGGAAGCAAUACUGUAAUAAACUAUGAUUUAGGAGGGGCCAACGUUUGCAAUUGCACUAGAGAUGGGCAAACCAGUUCACUUUGAUGAACGGUUCACUCACUAACCGUUCAUCUAAGUGAAUCAGUUCUUUCGCUCUUUCGUUCAGCGGUAUUAAGAACAAUAUAGAAUGUUAGCUAGAACCCAACAUCAAUAUACAGCUAUUAAUUGAUAUUGUUGGAUUGGAUAGUGUACGAAUGGGAUUUUUAUUUUUGAAAUUUAGUGGGGAAAGAUAAGCUGCUUCUUCUUUGAAAGUUGCAAACUGUAUGAGAAAAGAGGUUUAUCGGUCGACAAAAGUUUAUAUAAUAAUUUGAUGCGCACCAAAUAUGUGCAAUUUUUCAUAUUCUCUUUUUGGACAACACACAGGUUCCAUGUAAGAUCAUAUUUCAUAAUGUUCAUUCAGGGAAAAAAAUCAGCAGCGAUCUUCACUAACAAUCAAUCAUACAAACAAUCACGAUAACACGUACACGCAAUAAGCCAAACAAUGAAUUGAAAGCAACGAAAAAACGUUUUUCUCAACAUGCCCUCACUAUAAGAUUUUAUGUUUACCUAAUCCAUGAAUCGCCCCAGCUUCCCCCAGAUUUUUUUCUGAUAAUCAGGAAAUAUAUGAAUGUUACGCGGAAUUGAAAAAAUACAUGAAAUUGAAAAUAUAUAGUUUUGCUUUUAAAACUACGAAAAUCUAAUUUAAUGUUUAACCCAAAAUUGAGUAUACAUUAACACAAUAAACCCUGCGUUACAUGCAUUUUGCUCAUAAAUAAUAUUAUUUUAUUUUCCUUACAAGCAUUCUCGUUAUAUUUAUCCAUUCCGUCCAUCGCAAAUCAGUACAGCUGCACUCGUUAGUUCGCAAACAGUUCGCCCGCAAAUACUUCGUUCUCAAACAGUUUGUUCCCAAACAGUUCACUCUCAAUCAGUUCUUUCCCAUACUGUUCACUCGCAAACAGUUCGUUCUGAACCAGUUCGUUCACAAACAGUUCACUCUCAAACAGUUCACUCGCAAAUCGUUCUUUCGGAAUCAGUUCGUUCAGAAACCGUUCGCUCGCAAUCAGUUCCUGGGGAGAACUACCGUUCUUUGAAAAAGAACGACCGUUCGUUCACUCUUUUCGGCGAACUAGUUCUUUCGUACCGUUCGUGAACGGUUUGCCCAUCUCUAAAUUGCACACUAUGUCUCGGUGGUCUAUGACAGCACUGGUUUCACAUUAGUUUUGAUAAUCCGGUAUUUGAUGCUCAGGAUUAUCUGGUUCGACUUCCGUAUUUUUCCCAAGAUAUUGAAAAAAAAAUCAACUUUCUCUAUUGUUUGCCCAGCUACCACGAAAAUGGAAAGAUUUGGUCUUGCUGACGCUAAUGCUGAUAACUAUGGUGGAGGAAUGUUUGGCUUGGUCAUUGGGCUUACUUAUAUUUCAACAUUCAAAGUCUUACUUCAUUCAGCGAGUAGCCAACAGCUUUUUUUUAAGACAACGAGGGUAAGUAAACGGUGGUGGUUCUAUGCUGACGAAAAAACUUGAGACCUAAACAAAACAAAAUUUAGGCUUUUUAUUUUGUGUUGCGAAAAACUCUUUAACCAAAAACGUCGUCCUAAUUUGAAGUUUGUUAACGGUUGUGUGAAAACGUUGUGAACGUUGAAAACGUGUGAAAACAAGAUGUGAAUGAACUGCAAAGUUUGAAGUCUCUUAAAAACAAAGAAGAAAUAUAGUGAUAUUUCUUCUUUGUUUUUAAGAGACUUCAAACUUUGCAGUUCAUUCACCUCUUGUUUCCAUAAUAGCAUGAGAGAAUAAUCAAUAUUAAGUUCUCUUCCGCGACGUUGUAUGUGAAUCGCAUUUUUGUUGCAACAAUGCUUUGCUAUUCAGUGAAGAUGAAUACAUCGUAGUAGUCGGUGAUGGAGAUGUCAUUUCAACGAUGUUUUGAUACUAAAUUUGGUAGACGUUCAAAGUAUUUGAGUUUUGUUACAAAGUUCUUCUUCUUGGAUGGCACUAACGUUCCAGUGGAACUUUUGCCUUCUCAACGUAGCAUUACUUGCGCUAUUUUUAUUUUUUACUUGGUUGAGAUUUCUAUGCCGAAUAACACGCCUUGAAUAUACUCUGGAGUGGCAAGGUCUAGAAUACGCGUGACCACAGUGCAAACCGGAAGAAUUUUCUUUGACGAAAAAUCCCCCGACCAGAAUGGGAAUCGAACCCGAACCCCCGGCAUGAUAAUGUGGGACGCUAACAACUCGGCCACGGGAGCCACAUUGUUACAAGGUUGGGGUACUCAAAUCUACUGAAUAUAUCGAGCAUGAUAGUUGUUCAUCCUUCCGGCACAAAUUUUGAGUACUGUCUAAACCGAUAAGAUGAGGUAGAUAUUGUAGCUGGCUUUCAACUUGAUGAAAGAGAUUACUUUUUUUUGAAAUUAACAAGAAAGGCAUUUCAAAUAAAUUCCACACUACAUUGAUUGACAAGUCAUAUACUAAAUUUGGCCGAGAAAAGAAUCAUGUUUGAAUCUUGGAAUAUUCAAAGUUAUUAGUUAUCCAUUAUUAGUUUUUCUUAGUUUGGGACUAAACUCAUUGAUACGUUUGAUCGAAAUAAGAAAGUAUCCUUUGCAAAAGUCUUGUUAUUUGAAGUUCGAUGCUAAUGGUGAUAACAGAUCAGAAAAAAAAUCUACCAUGUAUGACAUCUAACCACAAAAAAAGAAAGUAACUUUAAAAAAAACCCUCUCAUACCAUACAUGUACUACUACAAUAUAGUGUGAUAUUAAAUUUUAGAUAACUUGAAUGUUAGUAGUUUGAUUGAAGUCGUUAAAUUUAAAUUUCAAAAUGAUGCAAGGUAAAUCGUAAAAAAACAUUAUUCAAGCAUGAAGAUUUUGUGUUGUGGACAGGAAACGUAAACACAUAGUUUUUAUUCGCGAAAACAAUUAUCACAUUAAAUCUAAUCAUAUAAAUUCGAUCAUUACUUGAAUUAUUCUUGAGUCAAAGUCAGUUCAAUAAUUAAUAAAUUUAAAAAAAAUAGGGAAUCAAACCAUUUUUUUAACGGUAAUAAUAUCUGUGAUUUUUCAUCCUAGUAGCGGUAAAUUGUGGUAGUGUGUAACGAACGUUCAAAUCCAUCCAUAUUGUGAAUAUCACGCAUUUAUUUUGUGUUUUAUAGAAACAUCAUGUGAACAAUGUUUUUCAUAAACCUCACCUCUUAGUUGUGGUGUGACGUGUUUCGUAUGAUACAAUAUAUCUACUGAGGAUGGAAGAUAGAGUUAGAAAUACAAAAUAUAUAACGAUUAUUAUAGGAACAAGCAUUAUAAAACUAGGUUUGUCACGUAGCGUUUAAAGUAGACUGGAGAAUGGAAUGCACAAACAAAGAACCGCGAUAGAUCCGCAAAAUUGUUGUCGAAGGAUUUUUUAAAACACGGAAAUAUGGAUACCACGAUGGUGAUUAUUUUAUCGUUCAAAAAUAGAAUACAUAUAAUCAAAAGAUAAUAGAUAUUCAAAAUACGACAAACAGAGCGACUUUAAUAUUGCCGCGCGUUCAACUCGAACAUAGAAGACUUUCUCGAGAAUGUAACUUUUUUAAUGCGAAUCCCAAAAACGGCUUCUUGAUUCAAAUCCAUUCUACCGAAUCGUUACUAUCUAAAUUUGUACCUAUUCUCAACGACUCGUAAUCAUUUUAUUUGCCUCCAACAAUUACAGAACAUUAUCCCAGACCAAACUUAUUAAUAUGUAAUGGAGAAAUUAAGAGAAAUUAAAAUGAUAAAAAAUGCAAGAGUCCAUUUGAAGAACCGAGCUGGAUUGAACAAGAUUAAAUCUGAUUGAGAUUAGAAAUAUUUGGAUGUAAUCCAUGAAAAAAGGAAAAAAACAGAUGUUUUAAAAGGUAAGACUCUAAUACUAAUAAACACAAUUCAGUUUCAAAAGGCAUUGUUACAAGAUAAAGUGUCGUAGUG
Toxorhynchites rutilus septentrionalis is the source of this 11151-nucleotide messenger RNA. RefSeq names its product centrosomal protein of 164 kDa (gene Cep164). The coding region runs from base 598 to 4053 and encodes 1151 amino acids. The record is from RefSeq and is a predicted model, not a curated record. NCBI's taxonomy places the organism in Eukaryota, Metazoa, Arthropoda, Insecta, Diptera, Culicidae. The transcript has 6 exons. Gene Ontology annotation, molecular function: protein binding.